CGUUAGUUUUGCAACUAACAGCACUUGAAAAUUUAUUACUAAUUCCUUGAUUGAUUCAACAGCACAAAAUCACUUGUUGGUCACCAAAAGUGAUAACGAAAGGACAAUAAGUUUUUAAAAGUGCAUACAACAAUAACCGAGAGGAACGGAGUGGACUCCUCAAUGAUGAAGGCCGCCGUUCAUAAAGAGAACCGAACAAAGCAGAAACGACAAGCAAGGGAACAUUACGAAAAUUAAGUUGGUUCUGAACUCGAAACGAGUUAAAGAUUUUGCGUAAAGAGGAUUAGACGCAAACAGGGAUCGCUUCAAACAAAGGACGAUCAACACGAAAUGGAUGCCCCAGACGAAAGCGUACCGCAUUCAGCCGCCCUCGGACGGGAAUUUUGGCCGGAACUCAAACUGACCUCCCUCCCGGAACCGGAACACGUGGAUGUCAAGAUUGAACUGCUUGAACCUCAGCUUGAACUAACGGAAGCAAAAUCACACGAUGAUGAUGAUGAUGAUCGGAAACACCAGGUCAGUUCCGAUAAAACUCGCUGUCAGUUUUGUCUGCAAUUGCUUAGCAAACUUAGCGAUGAAGGUCCGGCAGUUAUCAGUCGGGAAAAGGUCGAAUUUGUGCUGGGCUCUAAGAAGUGGGUGGCCUCUUCGAAAGACUUGGAUUGUUGUCCGCGUUGCAAGCAGAUGUUCGAAAUGUUCCAUGAGUUCAAAAUGUCCUGUUUGGCGGCGUUGGCUCAAUCGUGGAAUCUGCUGACUGAGAAGAAGGUUGCGAGAGAGGACGAACCUGUGUGUGGGGCACAUGAUGGGGCAUCGAUGAAAAGAAAGCGUGGACGUCCAAGAAAAAAAUCAGGGAUCCAAAAGAAAUCGAAGCGUGUUUGUGUGACUGCGAAGAGUGUUUCGAAUGUGGUGGGAGAUGAUGAACCUGCAUCCGGGAUACCGUUCAAAAGAAAACGUGGACGGCCAAGAAAAAAUCCUGAGCUUCAGGUGAAAACGGAGGUUGGUCAACGUGAGAAACACCUGUGCAGCAUUUGUGCCGCCGUGUACGGUAGUCAAUCGGCCUUGCGAUUGCACAUGACACGACACGGAGAGCCGAAGUUCUUAUGCAACGUGUGCGGGAGAGGUUUCUACCGAAAAGAUAAGCUGAUCAAGCAUAUCGCGGUCCAUUCCGAUGCCCGGAACUUCGAGUGCAAAAUUUGUGAAAACGCUUCAAAUCACAAGAAGCCAACCGAUUGCACCAGCGGGUUCACAACGAGAAGCGACCGUACGUUUGCCACAUAUGCAACCAGACAUUCAGAUAUAACUGCGGUCUCAAGGCGCACCUGGAGAAGGGGCACGAUGAUCCGGGAGAUCUUAGACGUCCAAGGUAGAAUCUUUAAAAUAUGGUUUUUUAAUGUGGUGUAAGUUGUCAUUUGUUGUAACGAUCGUUUUGAAGAAGCCUUUUGUAUUUGAUUAUUUUUCUGUGUGCUUAUGUACACCUGCGUAGAUACUUGAUCUUGGAGUAGCGUAAGGAAAGAUGUUUCUGCAUUCUAAAUCAGAAUGCUUGAACAGCAAAAAAGCAGCCAAAAUACACCAAAUACUCUAUAACACUGACAAUUCGUCGUCCUUUCAUCGUUUGCCCUUCAGUGUUCUGAUGGUAACUGGAUCGUCCCGCAGGACUUCGUAGCUGGGACACACGCAAAGAACAUGGCUGCUAUGUGGCACACUUCACACUCCUUGUAGAUCGGUCCACAUCCUAUGUUGUGUGAUAGAAGUGUCGCAAUCGGGAGAUUACUCUCUGGUCUUUGUGCGUUGGCAAUUAGUCCAUGGUUCAACCGUGUAUUUUAUCUUUCGCAGGAAAGCUGUUUCACAGCCCGAAUAGAAAUUGUAAUGUAGAAAACAUCAGCAUACAUCUAUAAAACCUUAACAUUUGAUGUAUGUCGUUGUUCUCCUAAUGUACUUAGACUUCAAUGUAACAUUUAAGCACCGACGAACCGACGUGACAGCUAGAACAAAUAAAUUCAAAUUUGUUGUCCCCGACGCCAUGAUGAAAAAUAGCCGAACACUACCGCCUCCUCUAUACCGGUUCGCGUUGUUUUGAUAGCUUAACUCCAAACCCCCGUGUAUUCAUAUAGGAAAAGGUUCGCGCCUGUGCUGAUUUGACAGAAGCGUUCGCUCGCUUUGCUGGUCGACCGUUAAAUUUAGGGGGGACACUUUUGAAACACCACUGUCACGUCGGUUCGUCGGUGAUUUAAGUACACAGUAAUACAUAAGAUUUACAUGUAACAUUGAAAUCAAAGUUCAUUGUGAUGUUGAAUUUAACAUCAAAUAACAUC
This is a messenger RNA of Aedes albopictus (Asian tiger mosquito), 2309 nucleotides long. RefSeq names its product zinc finger protein weckle-like. Gene Ontology annotation, cellular component: nucleus. Gene Ontology annotation, biological process: regulation of transcription by RNA polymerase II. Bases 331 to 1398 code for a protein of 355 amino acids. The transcript has 5 exons. NCBI's taxonomy places the organism in Eukaryota, Metazoa, Arthropoda, Insecta, Diptera, Culicidae. The record is from RefSeq and is a predicted model, not a curated record. Gene Ontology annotation, molecular function: DNA-binding transcription factor activity, RNA polymerase II-specific; DNA binding.